Arvicanthis niloticus (Nile rat) is the source of this 1263-nucleotide messenger RNA. NCBI's taxonomy places the organism in Eukaryota, Metazoa, Chordata, Mammalia, Rodentia, Muridae. The record is from RefSeq and is a predicted model, not a curated record.
AUGGCCUUCAUUGCAGCUCUGGGAAUGUUGAUAGCCGGGAUCUGCCCUGCUGUCCUCUGCUGCUCAGAUGACACACUGGGGAGACACACUGCAGUCCAGAAAGGCCAAGACACUAGAAAACAAUUGGACAGUCUGACAUUGGCCUCCAUCAACACUGACUUUGCCUUCAGCCUCUACAAGGAGCUGGCUUUAAAGAAUCCAAAUAAAAAUAUUGUCUUCUCUCCACUUGGCAUCACAACUGCCUUGAACUCUUUGUCUCUGGGAGCAAAGGGUAACACCCUGCAAGAGAUUCUAGAAGGUCUCAAGUUCAAUCUCACAGAGACCCCUGAGGCAGACAUCCACCAGGGCUUUGGGCACCUCCUACAGGGGCUCAGCCAGCCAGGGGACCAGGUUCAGAUCAUUGCAGGCAAUGCCCUCUUUGUUGAACAACACCUGCAGAUCCUGACAGAGUUCAAGGAGAAGGCAAGGGCUCUGUACCAGACUGAGGUCUUCACAGCCGACUUCCAGCAGCCUCGUGAGACCAGUAAGCUCAUCAAUGACUAUGUGAAGAAACAGACCCAGGGGAAGGCCAAGGACCUGGUCUCAGACCUGGAUGGGAGGACAUCCAUAGUGGUAGUGAAUGAUCUCCUCUUUACAGGCAAAUGGAAGGUACCCUUUGACCCUGAUGACACAUUCAUGGGAAAAUUCAUAUUGGACAGGAAGAGGACUGUGAAGGUGCCCAUGAUGAAGUUUGUAAACCUGAAGACACCCUACUUCCGGGAUGAGAAGCUGAAAUGCACUGUGGUGGAGCUGAAGUACAAAGGCAGUGCCAAGGCCAUGUUCAUCCUCCCUGACCAGGACAAGAUGCAGCAGGUGGAAGCCAGCUUACAACCAGCAACCCUGAAGAAGUGGAGGAAAUCACUGAGGCAUAGGGUGAUAAGUGAGUUCUACCUACCCAAGUUCUUCCUAUCCCAAAAAUACAACCUAGAAAACAUCCUUCCAGAGCUGGGCAUCAGGGAAGUCUUCUCCACACAGGCAGACCUGUCUGGGAUCACUGGAGCCAAGAACACAACAGUAUCUCAGAUGAUCCACAUGGCUGUGCUGAACAUGACUGAGACGGGCACAAAAGCAGGUGCUGCCACGAGAGUUGAAUAUGACUUCCUGUCUGCAAAAAUUAAACCUAUUAGUCUUAUCAUGAUCAGGGCAUUCAUAUACGUUGUUAUAGAUCCACGUAACCCAUUUAUCUCCAUUAUGGGCAAGGUUAUAAACCCUAUAGAAAUCUAG